Molecule: messenger RNA, 5073 nt
Organism: Plasmodium malariae
Lineage: Eukaryota; Apicomplexa; Aconoidasida; Haemosporida; Plasmodiidae
Product: conserved Plasmodium protein, unknown function
Exons: 1
Coding region: 1-5073 (1690 amino acids)
Source: RefSeq, a predicted model, not a curated record
AUGCAUCAGAAGCAUUUACAAGGAGACAAUAAUGAAGUUGAAACAAUUGGAGGAGUGGUUAGUGAUAAGGUUAUUAAUAUUAAUUCAAAAGGGAUGAAGGACAUCUCAAAUGACAACCUUAACAAAUCAAGAGAUCAUGCAGACAAUUAUGUGAAUAUAGGUGAAUCAUAUGAGGAGAAUCUACUUUAUACUGAAAACAGAAAAAACAAUAAUGAAAAUAGUUCAUCUACAUGUAGUGAAAAAUAUAUAAAUAUAUUUGACUCCAAUGAAAAGGAGUUACAUAGAACUAAAAAUGAAGAAGCAAAUAUCAGAGAAAAAGAUACCUUAUACAAUUCAAAAUCAAAAUUGUAUAAAACGAAAAAAAAAUUGUCGCCUUAUUCUUAUGAGGAAGAAACUGAUUACACAACAAUUAUCACAAAAAGGGAGAUUAAUAAUCAGCCUAAAAAGGAGUAUAUUAAUGAGCAUAGUGAGGAGAAUAACAAUGAGGACGCUUAUAAUUUGAAGGGCACAAAUAUACCAGGGGACUCCAGCGUAGGAGUUAUAGUUAAUAAUAGCUUGAUACUAAAACGUAAAGAUACGGGAGACACGGAAAAAAAAUGUUCUUUUAGUGAAUUAAAACAUAAUAAUGCACAUAAUGAAAAAGAGAAGAAUAAAAAAGAGCUCAAUAAUACCGCAGAGGAUAACGAAAAUACACCGAGUGUGCAAAGUGAAGAAAAUGGGAGAAGAAAUGUCACAAUAAGUCAUAUGGGGGAGAAAGAAAAAAAAAAGAAAAAAAAUGAACAAAAUAGUUGCCUGAACAAACAAGAUUUAAUAAAAAGCUUAAAUGAAAAAUGGUCAGAUAAAUUAAACGAAAUUUAUACAAAGAAAAGUAUAAAUAUUAAGAAUAUACAAAAAGAUGAAAAGAUUGUUGAUCAUUUUAUAUCACCUAUAGUAAAAAAUGAAGUAAGUGUACAAAACUUAAAGGAAAAAAAAAGUGAAAUUAUAACGAAUUUUGAAAAAUUUUCCUCACAUUCAAAAAAGCAGAAUAAUAUAUCUUGUAAUAUAAAAAAUAAGAGUACAAAAUUUUUUCCUAAUAAUAAUACGAAUUCUAUGAACCACACACGAAAUCAAAAUUUGCAGGAAGAAAUAAUAAUACAAAAAAUUGUUUUACAGCAAAAUGACAUGAAUGACAAGGUCCAAAAAACGGUAAAUAGUAUUGAAAAUAUGCUUGACGAAACGGAAAGGAAAAAUAUGAAUAACUCUAUGAGAAAAUCUAAGAACUUCAAUAAAAGGAGAAACAGUGAAGUUCAAAAUAAUUUGAGUAGGGAGGAAGAAAUACAAAUCGACAGAUUGAGUAAGCAUUUCGAAUUUUCUUCAUCCCCUUCUUCGUUUCCUCCCUCUUUUCCUACGUCUUUUCCUGCAUCUUUUUCAACUUCUUUUUCAACGUCUCACAACAAAUCAUCCAUUUUUCUUGUUAAUCCAUUAGUGGUAAAAGAAGAGGAAAGUAUAGAUAAUGAAAAUCUGAAAAAAGGAAAUAAUCUUCUAUGUCCACAGAAUAUCAAAACAGAGGACACUGACAUGUUAGCACUGGAUUAUAAUUUACAACCUGAUGAUUCACGUGAAAUACAACGAAAAAUGAAAAAUAUUAAGGACUCUUUCAUUUAUGAAAAAUUAAAUAAUACCAAUUUAUUUGAAGAAAAGGAAGUAAAAAGGAGUAAUUCUAACUUAUCAGAAAAAUUAAUAAAUAUAAAAAUAUAUGAUGACUCGGAAAUAGAUGAAGUGGAUGACAAUGAAUCAGAUUCAUUUUGGUUUAAUAAAGAAGUAUCAGCUGUUUUAAAUAAAUCAGAAUAUUAUCCUAAUAAAUAUCUAGAUGAGCAUAUUGAAGGUAAGGCGAUAAAGAACGGUGAAAAUUAUAACUUUCUGGGAUUGAGCUCAACUGGUAAAUUGUCAAUGAAAAAAAAAAAUAGUAAUAAAAGGAUGAGGCAACAAAUUAAAAGGUGUAACAGUGAUAUAAUUAUGAUUGAAAGGGGGUUAAGCAAUGUUCUUAGAAAUAGAAAUACCUUCGAUAAUGUAAUGAUAAGGGGAAAUGAUGAUAAGGACAAAGAAAUUGAGGAAGCGUUUGAUGUACUCAACAGGGGUAGAAGCAGUAGAUGCGGUAAUACCUUAGAUAAAAGUAAAAAACAUAGUAACAGUAAUGACAAUAUCAGUUGUAAUAGCAUUGACAGUAUCAGCUGUAACAGUAAUGACAGUAUCAGUUGUAACAGUAAUAGCUAUUGUAGAAGUAAUAAUAAGAAAAAGACCGAAAGCAUGAACAUUUUAGGCAUGUUCGAAAAUGUUAAGGCCAAGUUAGCUAGGUAUAACCUCAAUGUUGAUAUUGAUAGAAUAAAUUUUAAAAACGUUGACAUAUAUCAAGUAGAUUUUGAAAAACUAGGUUUAAAUGUAGAUAAUUUAGAAAAGGAAGAAAAAUACAUUUUAUUGUUAUACAUUUCAGAAAAGAAAUUAGAGUAUGUUAAGAAUGAGAGACAAACAUUCAAGAGGAUGCAUUCGAAUAUAACACAGUUUCAGUCAAAUCAAAAGGAAAUGAUAAAAGUGAAAAAGAAUAGCUUAAAUAAUGAUUUUUAUGAAGAUUGUCAGAACUCGCAUAAAGGAGAUCAAUACAGUAAAAAAGAUAACACAUUAGUGGAUAAGCAGAAUUUGAGAAUUAGUAGAAAUGAUAACUGUACGAAUGAUUUAGGAAAGGCCGAAACAGAAGUAGAAAUAGUAGAAGAAGAAAGAAUUUUUACCCCCAAGUGCUCACCAGAGAAUGAAUGCAUAAACGAACGAAUAAAUUCUAGUACAUGUCACCCGCACGAUUCAUCUCUAUAUAAAAUAAUCAAUUCGCAUAAGUAUAUUUAUGCUUCUAACCAGUCUAAUGAUUAUAAUAUAUCUUUGAAAGAAGUACCGGAAAUGAAGAAAAUUAUGAAUAAUAAUAAUAUUGGAAGUAGUGGUACUGGCAGUAGUGGCACAUUUUGCGAAGUAGGGCUCUUCUUUGAGUUUUGCCGUAGAAUGAUAAAGCAGUACAACUUGCGGAGAGAAGUAUCGAGUAACAUAAAUUAUAUCAAUGAAAAAACUCUUUUAGAAAAAUUUUUUAAAAGUUUUAUUUAUUUAUUUAUUCAAGAUGAAUGCAUUGAUCAAUUUCUGAAAUGUUAUGAACAUGUUAAUGAGGUAAAAAAUGUAGAGGAUAGUUUGUUGAAAAACUCGCUAUGUGUAGAAUAUAUGUGUAACAUUCUUUUGAACGAUAGUGUAAACGAUACAGAAUGUAGUGAAAAAGAUGUACUGAAUAAUGAAUCUUUAAAUUUUCCCGAAAUGAUGAAAAAUAUAAUAAAAUAUUUUAUAAUAAAUGACAAUUUAGUUAGUAAAAUAAAAGAAAUACAAAUAAUUAAUAGGAUAUUAAAGGAUGAAGUUAAAACAUACUCUAUUAAAGUCCCAUGUAUGGAUUUAUAUUUUGAUGUAGAACCACAUUUCAUUGAAGAUGUUGAAAGAGUAGUAGUUGGAAAAGAUGUAGGCUUUUUUACUAUUCAGAUAUUGAACCAUGAUUAUACAUAUAAUUAUUACAAAAAUAAGAAGGAAACUAUAAUAAAUGAUCAAAAUAAUAAUCCUAUUUGGAAUUUUUUUUAUGGCUAUUUAAAUGAUAUAUAUUAUUGGUAUAAUGAAAAAGACGAAAACGCAUUACUUACACCUGUACAUAUAAAGGAUGGAUCAGUAAAUAGAGAUAUGAACAAUUCUAAAAGACUAUCUAGGAAUUUUAUUAAACCAAAAAAAAAUGAAAAUAAAGAACAACAGAAUAAUUUAAAACUAGAGGGAGAAUACGAUUGUUUUGAAAAUUUUGUUGACGAUAAAAGUAAUGAUUCUUUAAAAAAUUAUGAAGCACAUAGUAAAAAUGAUACAGGAGAUAAGAAAAACAAAGACUUACGAGGAGAAGGUGACAAAGUUAAAUCAAUAAAUACAGACAAAAUAAAUGAGAAACUCAAAAAAAAAUGUGAGCAGAUUGAUGAAGCAGAAUAUAUUCAUUUUAUCGAAAAGAACAAAUAUGUAAUGAAUAUGCAUAAAGGAGAAGGCGCAAAUGAGGAUGAAACAAUACUUAGCAGUUCUACUAAGAUAGAAGAGUUUCAAAUGUACAGUAACUUUUCAAGUGUUGACAAUUCUAAUUGUUUAGAUAGCCAUAUGAUGGAUAGUAACCCUCUCCAAAAAAAUCAUCCCCUUGGUACAGUUGAUAGUAGUACUAUUUGCAUUAGAAAUUAUACGGAUGCUGUAAAAGGGGGCCCCACAUCUAGCAGCAACAGUAGUAAUGGCGAUAGUAGGAACGAUAGAAGUAAUGAUAUAAGCAAUAUUAGUUGUAAAUAUAGUCGAAAUGAUAAUCGUAACUAUAGAAGUAAUAGUAAUACCAAACGUAAUGAUAACUGCGGUAGUACUAGCCAUGGCGAAGUACAACCCUCUACCCAUCUUGAACCGGACUAUUAUAGCACCUUUAUUACAGUUGAGAAAAUCGCAAAAUGUGAAAAUGAGGUACACAACGAGGAUGUAGCACAAAUGGUUUCAUUCCAAUAUAAAGGAUCCCUACCAAAAGAUAAAAUGAACGCCUCGAAUAAGAUAUGUAAGAUGAAUAAAAUGAGUAAGAAUACAAAUAGAAUAGGUAGCUAUUUUUCCUCAUAUAAUAACGAAAUAUUAACUGCUGUUCAUCUUAAAAAUGAAAAGGUCGAGAAUUUUUCAGAUGCGCACUUUAUAUUGGAAAGAUGUAGAAAGUAUAACAAACAAAUAAGUAUGUCAUAUGUGCAUAUAUUAAAUUCAAAAACCAAAAAAUAUUUGGCUGUAAAUCUGGAAAAUAAAAAAUUUUUAUUUACAAAUAAAUAUGAUGACACAUUUUAUACAGAUGAGUUUAAUAUCCAGAAUAAAAUAUCAACAUAUUUCCAAUUACAGUCCAUAACUGAUAUGAUGAAAAAUAUUUUAAUUGAAGAUAUAGUUCAAACAUUUGUUGAUAUUUUGUUGAGUCAGGAAAUGAAUAUAUUGAAUCAAAAAAAAGAUACACUUACAACAACACAUCUCCAUAUUGGAUAG